AUGUCCCUUCCCGGCCCUGCGAUCCUGCCGUCCGUGGACAUCACCGCCGAGCUCGACGAGCUUCUCGGCAAGCGAGGAGCUCCUCGGGUCCUGGGCAAGGCCAGGCUCGACACGGACGCAUUGGAAGGCUUCUUGAAGGAGGCCUAUCGCAUCAAUUCCCACAUCACGACCCUGCACAAAGAGUUGAGGGACGUCCGGCAAGCAUACCUCUCGACAGCGCAGCCGCGACGAGCGCACGGCACGCACGCACAAGGCCAGCCACGAGUCUUGACAGACCGCGAGCGGGAAGAUGUCGACGCGAAUGCGAAGCAGAUGAUCCGCGAGCUCAAUGCGAGCAUCCGAGCACUCGACGACGCCGAGCAGCUCCGCCGGGAGACCGAGUCGGCCAUCAUUCGCAAAAAGUACGCCGGCGGGCUGAGCGCCCUCAGCUCAUGGGCGUCUGGUGGCGAUAGCCUGGGCAGAUCGCCGGAGCAUGCGGCGGCAGAGGCGCAGGCGCAGCAGACGGGCAUGCACCGGGACGGCGUGCUGUGGUUUCUACGACAGAGGCUGGAGUCGUGCUGCCGCACGCAGCAGGACAUGAUGGAGACGAGACUGACGCGGGAGAUGGAGAAGACGCGCGGGCUGAUGGCUCCGCCGGCGGCCGACUUUGCCGAGUUUGCUCCCACGGCAACCAAACGACGGACUUCGACCGGGUCCACGGCGCAUCAAGAAUCCUCGGCCGCGUACCAGGACCUGACGGAGGAGCAGGUCCAGAUGUUUGAGGAAGGGAACCAGGACAUGAUGAAACACUACGAAAGCACGAUUGGCAAGGUCAGGACGGCGGAGAAGUCGUUGCUGGAAAUCUCGGAGCUCCAGUCGCUACUGGUCAACAACCUGGCCACGCAGUCGGCGCACAUCGAGCAGCUGGUAACGGACUCGUUCUCGACGACGGAGAACGUGGGAGGCGGCAACAAGGAGCUCAAGAAGGCAGCAGAACGGCCGAGCGCGGCUCGGUAUACCUUUUUCGCGGCCAGCGGGCUGUGCGCCUUUCUCGUGAUCUGGGACCUCAUCAUAUGA
Purpureocillium lilacinum is the source of this 1056-nucleotide messenger RNA. RefSeq lists its product as uncharacterized. The record is from RefSeq and is a predicted model, not a curated record. Gene Ontology annotation, cellular component: endoplasmic reticulum; SNARE complex. NCBI's taxonomy places the organism in Eukaryota, Fungi, Ascomycota, Sordariomycetes, Hypocreales, Ophiocordycipitaceae. Gene Ontology annotation, biological process: retrograde vesicle-mediated transport, Golgi to endoplasmic reticulum.